Megalopta genalis is the source of this 5178-nucleotide messenger RNA. The record is from RefSeq and is a predicted model, not a curated record. Lineage: Eukaryota; Metazoa; Arthropoda; Insecta; Hymenoptera; Halictidae.
UUCCAAAGGAGACUCUGUAAAGCAGAGAGCAGCACCGUUCAAUUCUGGCAGAAGAUACGGAACUUAGAAAAUUCGUUUGACGUCACGCGAUCAGGAUCUCACCACGGACCAAUGAUUCCUUGGUCUUUUCGUGAUGGCUGAAUACCCGCGUUCUAAUAAUACAAAACUGCUCUCUCGCGUGACAGGGUGGCGAGGGGAAACGCGGUCGAACAGAUGAAAAGAGACUGAAACGCGCGCGAGGGGCGGCGGGGGCGUUCUCCGCUAGAGAAAAACGAAGCAGCAGAAGAGGGAAAGAAAGUGGCGUCCGACACGGGGGAGAAGAGGCAGAGAAUGAUAUACCGCGGGAGGCUGCGUCCUGAUCUUUCCACGCGUCGUUUAGUUACAUUCUCUGCCGCGAUUACGGUCCUCCAGGGGUUGUCACUGCCUCGUCUUCCACGGCGCACGCCGGCCGAUGAAAGCACCCGGCUCGAAUGUCGCUCGCUGCCAAACGCUGAUCAGUUCUUUGUAAUUUUAGAAUCGACGAUACGUCUUUUAUCAGCUACACUGUACGGAGCUGAUCGAUUUCGCUUACAGUUAAUAAUUACAAGCCAAACCUCUCUGAACUCCAUUCUUUGUAAUUUUAAAAUCCUAUCGUCUGUUAGUCUUCUACGAUUCAUUGUAUUUAGUUUAUCGGUUUCGCUUUCCACCGACGAUUAUAAGAGGCUUGUCGCGCUCGCAUACCAAUCGUGGUCCACCAAGAGAUCGAUCAGAGGGAAGGUUAUUAUAGCGUUAUCGGAACUGUACACAUCAGCCAGGGAGUAACAUUCGCGGAGCAUAGAGAUAAAGAAAAGGAAGCGGUCGCUCGCCAGCACGGUCUCGUAUUACCAGAUUUUCUUAUUCGCUAAUCGCUGAACGGCCGUUGAAUCGCAGAUACCGACCGGACACAAUUAAUCCGCGGUGUAACUCUAGAAGAUUCGAUAUCUGCCUUCGCAGUCCUGUCGCAAAAAUCUUCGGGAGAGUGCACCGACGCGACGUGUUUCCGAACGGGAUAAACUGCAUAAAACUACGCAUGCCGAGGGCAUAGUGGACGCGACAGAAGGACUCCAGCAUGGUCGGUGUGGCCCGGAAUUCAUCUUAGGAGCAACAAGAAGCCGAGGUUUCACUCGUGUUUUCGAAAUCGGCGGUUCGGAGUGCUCCCGGCGAGAAUUAUGGUCGCUAAUCCGGGAAGGCUCGCUGGGAUUCAGUCAACCGGGGCUCUGAUAUAUCGGCCAACGACAACGCUAUCCUCCUAGCUAGGAGUCUCCUUUUUAAAACGAAUCUAAGCGAAUCGUAUUUAUAUUAUACAAGUGCUUGUCCGGGGACUUUAAAGGCUUCGCCGAUGGUUUCCACGGGUCCCGUAUUUGCGUCUAGGUUCACAGGCAGCCGCGAUUUAUCGGCCGAGUAAACCGCAUCACGAUAAGCCUGACACGAAAUAUAGUCUAAUUAUAGACCCAGGAUUAUCAAGCGAAAUGCUGUCCUAAUCGCGUCUAUUCCACGGUGGCCUAAUCUAGGGGCUGAGCUGGCUCUUUGGCGCCUGUGACUUCCUCGCUGAUCCUCCUCGGUUCUGAUAUUAAUUGUCAUUCCAAAGCGAAUACAACCUCCUCGUGGACCUUGGGGAAGGAGCCGACGAUAUUCUCGAAGAGACAGCGAUCGUAGGUCCUGCAAAGACACUUUUGUUAGCGACCAUACGAAGGGGAUGACGGAGUGGUUCGCGAGUCAUUCUAUCCGAGAUAAUCGUGAAUCGUGACCCUGCUUAUUUAUGCUGAAAUCAGGCCGUGGAUGUAAUCGUCGCGUUAAAAUAGAUUUCUAGUAAACAAGGGCACCGCUUGAGACUAAUCUCUAGCUGGCGAGAUAAAGCAAUCGUGGACCGAAAUCAUUGAGAACAUGUCCGUGGGCCCCUAAAGUUCGCAACCGUACAUAUUCGAAAGACCGGAGAGAGAUCUCUCUACCUAUCUUCCGAGACAUGCAACAACCUUAAAAAAUUCUAAAAAUUGACUUCAGCGUGCAUCGCGGUAGAGUGAAAAUAUUUUUGGAAGGCAGAUUUUCUUGACCCCGGUCUCACGAGGUCCCCCCGACUAAUUACGUUGCAGCGGCCCGAUAAACGUGACGAUAAGGGACCGAGAGGCGGGAACUGAGGAGAUUUGCGAUAAAAUGCGUGGCGACGAACCAAGCGUCGACAAAACGGUCGGGCCCCCGUUCCGAUUAUCGCUGUUUCUCGUUAGGUAAUGCUCGCGAUUUCUGUUUUUGGAUCGUUCUCUCCGUUUGCAAAACAUCGCCGGCUAUAGUAAACACGAUAACGCAUUCGCCACGAUAAGGAGCAAACACGAUGCUUCGACAAAUCUGUUACAUCGUCUUCACUCAACGAUAGAACCGGCAAAAUCUAUUCUUUACAAUUACUCAAGUUGUAAAUACAUAUACCUAUGGAGAAAACAGACCAGAGAUAUCGAGCAGCGAAGCUUGUCUAAGCACCCUGUAAAUCUUUGCUGCAUCGAAUAGUUGCAAAAUAAGAUAUUCGAGAAUGCUGUCCCAGUGGAAAAGCGCAAUUGCAUCCGCACUUCCGGUGUCGGCGACGAACGAGGAGAAGAAGACGACGUGAUGGCGACGUUGACGAGAGAGGUCGAGAUACCAGCCGACGAUUGGCUCACAAGGAAGAUACCAAUGAGCUAUCGUCGCUCGGAUGACCCUCUGUGCCCCUUGCUUCGAGUUUCUCUUUUAUCCUCGUACCUUCCUCUCGCCUCCUCCUUGUCAUCUUAUUCCUCGCGUGUUCUAGGGACGCGAUUCGCUUCUUUUUCUUCUUCACGUCCUGAUACGCAGUAUCUUCGCUGCUCCAGUCGUUGCAAACGAGCUUGUUUCUUCAAACAGUUUUACCUACGGUUCAAAAACGAGACGAUUAGUAUCUUCCUUCGUAAUUACACGCACAGAAUUUGAUCCUUUGACCUGCAGACUCCAGCUUUGUUGCAACGUUAACGACGCUCCACACGUUACAUGGAAAUAGUAUACUCUUCUAUGGGGAGGCACGCGUUCUUUCUCUGCUGGCCAGGGAAACAGUUCCUCCAGAAAACCAUACAGCCCGGAGGUUUGCGGUAGCACGAUACAUUAUGCCUGUUCUCAAAUUCGCGUUCGAUAUACAGUGCCUGGAGGAAACUGAAUCGAGUCCCCGGUUUAAUGGUCUUGAGCAGUUUCGUGUCGGAGAUGCAGAAUGGGUGCAUGGUUCCGUCAGCGAAGGACCUGGACAACUCGGUAAGCCUGGCCAGAAGUCUGACGUCUCAUCACCCCUCUCUGAGCCACCAUCACUCCCAUCACAGCCUGCACAGUCCCUCGGGUGUGUCGAUACACUCCUCCGGCUCUGCUCAUCAUCACCUGGACGAGAAAGGUUCCUCCCCUACCGGGGCCUUGCACAGCACCACUAACAGCAACCCCUCGACCCCGUCGGCCCCGUCUACGCCGACCACGGUGGCCAAUGGAUCUGCCACGGGGUUAGAGACCGGGGCUGGAAACGGUAGCAGCAAUUCUGCUAAUAAGAAACCGCCGUACAGCUACGUGGCUCUGAUCACGAUGGCGAUACAACAUAGCGUCGCAAAAAGGGCGACCCUCAGCGAGAUUUACGCGUACAUCACAGGAAGAUUCCCGUACUACCAAAUGGACAAGAAGGGGUGGCAGAACUCUAUUAGGCACAACCUGUCCCUCAACGAAUGCUUCCUCAAGGUACCGCGCGACGGGGCCAGCGGGAGCAAGGGCAACUUCUGGGUCCUAGACCCUAAGUUCGCUGACAUGUUCGAGCACGGUAACUACAGGCGGCGCAGACGCAUGAAGAGACCUUACAAGGAUACUUCUUAUCGCAAACCCUUGUACGGGGAUCCCUACUCCGCCACGCAUGUUCAUCUAGGGCCUAGGGGCUUCUUCGGCCACUCGUCGCCAUCGUAUGCGCCGUCCACCUACACUAGAUACGACACUGGCGCCUGGAGUCUGCAGCAGUCCCAGCUCUCCUACAGCCACUGUCAGUCGCUGCAGCCUCAGUUGCAGCCGAUUCAGUCGAUGCAGAUACCAACCAUAAACGGCUACGGUCAAUUGGGCACCUCUCUAACGUUUCAAGGCAAUUACCUGGAUGUUCCAGGUGCAACAGCGAGUUCACCGGGUUCAAUGGGCAACGGCUCUUUCGGCAGCAGCUUCACCACCUGUGCCAGGAGACACGAAGCUGCCAUGUCCACGGAGACCAUGUCUGCCCGGUGUUAUUGGCCUGAAAUGGUGAACGUCAAGGAAGAACCUGGUAGCGUAGCAGUGUCCAGCACAGGUGUGACCGGUGUUGGAGUACCAUCCGCUAUGAUGGGAUCCAGCCCAACAACCGGGGUCUCCACGACAAGCUUCGCUCCCAUGGAGUUCCAAUCGCGGUCAAAGUGCUUCAUGUGAACAGAUUACAGCUCAGAGUCCUGUCAAGGUCGCGAGGACUCGAUCCAUGGCUAACAGUAAGCGGUGGACUCUAAACGGGGAGACAGCCUCUGGAAAAAUAGAGAGAAGAAAAUUUGUAGAUCCGUUUAAAGUUUGCCGACGAUCCUUCAACCGAUGCUGAAGAGAUCAAAAUGUGACGCGGUCCCUGCCACUAAGUAGACCUCUCUGUCUUCAGUGUUUCCGACUGCUACACAGUAUUCGAUAUUUAAUGGACAAUGUUCGUUCGUUCUGCGAGAACUAGCUAUACGUUAAUUGUUAAUGACUAUAAUCUAAACGCGGUUAAGAGGCAGCAACAUUUCUACAUAUACGCAUAUCGAGUAGAAGAAGCGAACACCGAUUGGUAGACUGCGCAGGUCUUUGUGCGUUCAUGGCAUUUGUUAAUUUAUAAUCCAUUGCAGGCGUUUUUAAUCCGAUUUCUAUUACUCCGCAAUCCUCUCUCGAAAUUUUCCUUUGCACGAAGCUCCGCGCGCUGUCUAUUUAUCAGCGUGUCUCUUAAAAUACUAUACUACAGAAGUCCUCGAGAACUCGAUGUACAUAAUCUAUCCAACAGUUUCCUGAGUGUAUACGCGAUACGAGUUCUAUUUCUAAGAUGACUGCCUCUAUCCCCGAUUCCUUCAGAUUGUAAGAGCCUGUGCAAUAAUCCGGCAGCUAACGAUCCUGUAAUUACAACAGAAUAAGGAAAUAAAUCGGAAUUAUUUAUCGUCUAUUGUAAAA